Myzus persicae (green peach aphid) is the source of this 877-nucleotide messenger RNA. RefSeq names its product 28S ribosomal protein S7, mitochondrial (gene mRpS7). The coding region runs from base 111 to 806 and encodes 231 amino acids. Gene Ontology annotation, molecular function: mRNA binding; rRNA binding; structural constituent of ribosome. NCBI's taxonomy places the organism in Eukaryota, Metazoa, Arthropoda, Insecta, Hemiptera, Aphididae. Gene Ontology annotation, biological process: translation; ribosomal small subunit assembly. The transcript has 6 exons. The record is from RefSeq and is a predicted model, not a curated record. Gene Ontology annotation, cellular component: ribosome.
UAACACUAUCGGUACCGACGAUUUUGCAUUCGGCUUUGGCUAAUAUUCCUUGCAGCUCCGGAAUUCUUCAAAUCCUUAAAGUUCUUGGUGCCGCGUACAAAAUAUUCACCAUGGCGUUGUUCGCUAAAUACUUGAGGAUCGGCAGUACUGUGAAGCACGGGUUUAAAGUAUUUCCACAAUUAACAACUGCUAAAUAUAGUGUAUAUCCACCUCAUUUUGCUGAACCAGUCUACAAAAAACAAGAAUUAGAUAAACUUUAUGAAUCUGGAGAGAUUGAGAAUUACAAACUGAUUCCAUUUAAAGCUGCUAGAAGUAACGAAACUUGUUCUAUAUUUCAUGAUCCUACAGUUACAAAAUUUGUAAACUAUAUGCUUCUAAAAGGACAAAAAAAAUUGGCCCGAGGAGUCUUAGAAAAAACCUUUGAAAAAAUCAAAAAGCUACAGUUAGAGAAGUAUAACAGAGAAACAGAUCCUGAGAAAAAAGCUUCAAUGAUUAUAGAUCCUAUAGUCAUACUGAAAAAAGCAAUUGCUAACUGCAAACCACUUUUAAAAUUGACUGCAGUAAAACGAGGAGGAUCUUUUUACCAGGUUCCAGUACCAAUUACAGAUAAAGAAUCAACAUUUUAUGCAAUGAGAUGGUUUGUACAGUGUGGACGCGAAAAAGACAAAUCCAUUAGUUUUGCUGACUUUAUGGCCACCGAAUUAAUCAAAGCCUCUAAUAAUGAUGGAAAAGUCGUGCAAAAAAAAUUGGAUCUACAUAAACAAUGUGAGGCAAACAGAGCAUACGCACACUACCGCUGGAGUUAAUUCUUACACAUGUUAUAUAUAAAUUAAUUUAAAAUAAGUUAUGUAAUAAAUAUUUUUCUUAGUCAUAAUCA